AAAAAAAAGUUGGCCGCCCAGAAAAUCCAAAGUUCGACAAUUACCACGACGACCGACGGACCCAGCAUCACAUCGUCAGCCUCGAUCUUUCCCUGUCCAUCCUCACGCAUCUGCGCAUAGACCAAUUGGCCGUUCGAUAAAUCAAAAUGGCCGCCGAAAAGCCCGAGAAGAAGGAGAAGAAGGACAAGAAGCGCAGCGAUGAGUCUGGCGUGAGCAAGUCCAAAAAGGACAAGAAGGACAAGAAGGAAAAGAAGGAGAAGCUUGCCGCUGCCGCGGAAGACGAGCUUGAGCGUGACACAGCCGUCAAGGCCUCCGCUGUCGUGGUCAAGAAGGUCGCUGCCGUCGAGGACGACUCUGACGUUGAGAUUGACGAUGCGUCCGCUCUUCCUGUCGAGAGGACCGUUGUACCCUUUGCGGUGCCAUUGGCGGAUGACAAGGGCACCAAGAAGGUUUUCAAGACCAUCCGGAAAUCUGCCAAGGCGAACACCCUCAAGCGUGGUGUAAAGGAAGUUGUCAAGACACUCCGCAAGUCACCCGCCGCCGGACCUGGCGUCACCUCUUUCCCCGGCAUUGUCAUCAUCGCCGGCGACAUCUCCCCCGCCGAUGUCAUCUCUCACCUUCCCGUCCUCUGCGAAGAUCACAAUGUUCCCUUCAUAUUUGUCUCUUCGCGCGCAGAGUUGGGUGCGGCCGCCAAGACCAAGCGCCCGACCAGUGUGGUCAUGAUCAUGGAGAAGCGCGAGGGUGGCAAGAAGAAGAGCGACGAGAAGGAGGAGGAUGGCGAGGAGUUUGGCGAGAGCUACGCUGCGUUGGUCAAGUACGUGCAGAAGGAGCUGAGCAAGCAGGCCUUCUGGUCCAAGGGCGACGGCAAGGCGGUGGCUUAGGAAGUGAUUAGAGUACGGGCUGACUGGGAUAUUCGAUCAUCUGGAUGUACAUUACCAGAGGCUUACGGUUGUGGUCAAAGGCGUUACGGUGUUAUUCAAUUGAGAAUCGACUUGCUCACACAUAUCUGGCAUCUGGCCAAUUUGCGCGAACCGAACUGAGCGAACCACCAGGCUCAGAAGCUUGUCUAUUAUCCUUUUCACGCGCAUGCAAGAAUCACAAGGGAUAUGCUGGUUUGGUUGAAUAGUACAAUUAUACGCCAAAGACGAUACAUAAGUACAGUAAAGAACUCCACCGUCUCGUGGUUAUUAUCAAUCAAGAGUGUCCAUUCCGGCCAUUUCCCAUGCCUGUCCUGAACGCCACUUGACUAUCGAGUCAAAUUAUUCUAUGUAACCCUUUACUCGAAGGGGUUGGUGCGGGUCCCCCACCAGGAGAGGAAGACCGACAGACCGACGGUCUCGAA
Messenger RNA from Emericellopsis atlantica, 1342 nucleotides. Its product is annotated as 50S ribosomal protein L30e-like protein. The transcript has 2 exons. Gene Ontology annotation, cellular component: nucleolus; box H/ACA snoRNP complex. The coding region runs from base 147 to 881 and encodes 244 amino acids. Lineage: Eukaryota; Fungi; Ascomycota; Sordariomycetes; Hypocreales; Bionectriaceae. Gene Ontology annotation, biological process: ribosome biogenesis; snRNA pseudouridine synthesis; rRNA pseudouridine synthesis. Gene Ontology annotation, molecular function: box H/ACA snoRNA binding. The record is from RefSeq and is a predicted model, not a curated record.